CUCGAGCUCUCUUUUGUAGAGAAUAAUCGCUAAUGGUGCAGGCACUUCUGGCGGCGAAAGUAGUAGAUUUCUUGAAAUGGAUUACUGUGUGUUCAGCGUACACGAAGGGGCUUGUACGGGACCGCUGUUUCGAACUUGACGCGGCAAGUCUUCACGGGUCGUCGGCCGACGUGGAGAAAAUUUGUGGAGGCGUUUCGCACAUCGCCGAUGCUGUGUUAUGAAGACAGACGGAAUUAACAACCCGUCGUGCACAGCCGGCGCCGGCAGCGCGGAUCAAGCAUGCAGCCCGCAGCCGCAGAGCUGCCCGUCGCGCUCGUCGCGGUGCUACGGGCCGUCGAUGACGUCAUCGCCUCUCGGGCUCGUCGGCAGCGUCGCCCCGACGCUGCGCUUCCGGUCGGCCUCAUGCGGCGGCGCUGGUGGCGGCGCACAGGCCGGCCCGGGCACGAUCGGCCGGAAACAGCAGUCACCGCCCAAGCCUCUUGUUCGUAGCCGUGGCUGGCCUGCACUAGGCAACAGCCCCCUGACACCACUUGACCGAGUGGUGCGUGCGUGUCGCUCAGACCGGCACUCCGAUGGGGCCAUGGCAGGCGGAGCAGUACAGCAGCAACGCAGGUGUUCGCUGAGCAAGCUGCGGGGCACUGCACUGUGUGCCUACAGCUUUGGCAGCUGGGGCAGUGGCUGUGGUGCAGGUGGAGUGUCGGGGCCCCCCGAGCUGCAGCCAUCACACGGGGGCAGCACCAACCUACUUAGUGGAAGCUGGGUCUUCUACAGUGGAGGAGGGGCUCCCUCCUCACCGGUGGCAUCUCUGCUGCAGCCGGGAAAGGCAAUCGUCACCAUUGAUGCCUCCACCACACAGAUCCUGACGGCCAACAAGGCAGCCUGUGCCCUGUUGGGCGUUUUGAGCACCCAGGUGAGCAGCCAGCGCCUCUCCGAAUUCCUAGCCAUGAAGAAGGGCCAGUAUGCCCUCACUGAGGCCGAUGUUGAUGCUGCCGGAGAGGUGGUCGUCAUCGCUGGCAAAGUGAUGGACCUCAUAGACAGUGAUGGGAAAGUGGUUCCAGUGUCGGUGUGGGUCCGCAAGCUGGAAUCUGAUUCUGAGCCACGUUGCCUAGUUGUCAUGGAACCUGUGCAGCGGACGACGGCUGUGGUCACCUUUGAUUCUACCAGAGGCCAGAUAUUAAAUGCAGACAAGAGCUUGGCUGCAUUAUGCGGAUAUUCAGAUGGUGCCGAACUUGAAGGAACACUUAUUACGGACAUCAUUCCUUCUCUUGUGCUGCCUACCUGUGAGGAUGGCGUGGUCAAGAUGGUGCGCAAGCAGCAGGCAACAGGGCGCACACGAGAUGGCAGCACUUUCCCCCUGAGCAUUCUGCUUGAGCCGGUCUCUUCCAACAACGGGGGUGACUCGAGUGAGUGCAACAACCAGGGCGACAGCACCACAGCCGAGGCCAGCUCGGUGGCACCCAUUGCCAGUGUGUAUCGUGGAGUGGUCUGGGUGUUUGCCAACAUCAGCGGCAUGAUCACGGUGUUGCCGGAUGGCUCUAUCCACUCCUGCAACACAAACUUCUCCCUCAUGCUCUUCGGCUACACACAGAACCAGCUUCAGGGAAAGCACAUCACCGUGGUGAUCCCCACAUUCUAUGAUGACUUUGAGUACCUGGACACAGAUUCAGUGCCACUGCCACCAUUGGACGAUGACGAAGAAGACUCGAGGGCUUGCGCUUUUCUUGAUGAACGGCCGGAUUCAGACAGCACAGAGCUGUGCCGACCACUCAACCCGCUUGGGAAACCCUUUUCUCCGAGGGGAGGCGGUCAAAGGCGAGGCCACGGUGGCAGCCGGAGCAGCUCUGUCACUGGCGACGACCUACCUUUGCGCUUGCAAGAUCUGAGCAUGACUGGCUCUGUUAUUGGCUCUAGUUCUAGCCGAUCACUGGGUGUCUUCCAGAGGUCAACAUCGGCAGCUGAGCCUCUUGCUCCAGUUCUAGGCCCCUCCGGGGAAGGCCAAGCUUCGAGUGCAUCUGGUGAUGUCAAUGGCAAUAAUGUUGCGUCAUCCUCUGUGGACAGCCCCCGGAGGGUUCCUGGCUCUAGGCUGAAGAGCUCGCUGAGUGCUGAUGUCCUUGGCAGCCCGCUACUUCGUGGCGAGGGCGAUGUCUCUGCUAUGGGUUCAGCAGCUAAAAACCAGCAACAGCAGCAGCAGCAACGCUGUGGUGCCGCUGCGGAAGAAUGCUCAUUGACUGCAACACGCUCCCUGAGGGAUCUCGCGGAAGAGGAGGAGGAGGCAGAGAAUUACCUGCUACCACUGGGCGAGGCAAAGCUGCCAACAUCGGACAGUUUCCACUCUACAUCAACGAUGACGUCGAGCACGAUGCACAGUUCUGAGGAGAAUACCCAGGAAGCAUCCCUUCGGCGCCAUGGCUCUCAUCCGUCCACAGCAUCUGGUGCCGAUGCAGAUGAGGCUGUUAAUGAACGUAACCUCCAGGCAGAGCUGAAGACAUUCCGCAGCUGUGAUUCACUCCUCAGCAUUGCCGAGGGAUCCUACACAGGCCUUGGCAGGCAUCGAGAUGGCUCGCAUAUUGCCAUUGUAUACCAAAUCCGGAGGGUGGACCUGGAGGAAGGCUCAUCCAUCUACUGCCUCUGGGUGUCACGUGACCUUGAGGUGGAUAGUUGUCCACCACAAUACCCGACUCCGUCCUCUCCACUGCGCUCUUUGACGCUCGGCUCGGUCGGCUCCGACACAGAGGUGUCAUUAGAGGACACCAGCGAUUGUCACACAGAUGAUAAAGGCCCUACCGUACAUGACGAGUCUGUCGAGAAUGAAGCUGAGUACACGAGUGGGCUCUACGCUGAGCAUUACACGACCUUGCAGCAGAUUGGCAAAGGUGCUUACGGAUGUGUCAAGAUGGCGUACCGCAACUCAGACCGUCUCCUUGUGAUAACAAAGUUCAUCCGCAAGUGCAAGGUGUACGAGGAGAGCUGGGUACACGACCAGAUGAUGGGGAGGGUUGUGCCCCUAGAAGUGAGCCUGCUGACCACGCUCAGCCACCCCAACAUUGUGCGGGUGUUGGAUGUCUUCGAGAACAGCUCCCACUUCCAGAUGGUCAUGGAACGUCAUGGGGCUGGCAUGGAUCUCUUUGAGUUCAUUGACAGGGCACCGUGCCUUGAUGAGCCCCUUUCCUCGUACAUCUUCAGGCAGGUGGCAAGUGCCCUGUCAUACCUGCAUGGCCUGCACAUUCUCCAUCGUGAUGUCAAGGAUGAGAACAUCAUUAUCGAUGAGCAUUUCAAAGUGAAGCUUAUUGACUUUGGCUCUGCUGCAUUUAUGGCUCCUGACCGCCACUUCACCACCUUCUGCGGCACCGUCGAGUACUGCAGCCCUGAGGUCUUGCAGGGCAACCCAUAUGCUGGGCCUGAACUGGAGAUGUGGGCGUUGGGCGUGACCCUGUACACGCUCAUAUUUGGGGAGAACCCAUUCUUUGAUGUAGAAGAAACAAUCGCAGCAAUGCUCAAGCCACCCUAUGCAACUUCCAGAGAUCUCUGGGAGCUGAUUUCAUGGCUCCUUCAUCCUGACCCACGGCAGCGCUGCACUCUGGCCGAGGCCGAGCGCCACUCGUGGACCACUCAGCCUGUUUGCCCCGAGAGCUACCGCUUCGAGGACGUUGUCCAUGCCACCCCUGAGGAGAUAAACCCGUCCAAGUACUUCCAACAGGACAGCUCCAUCUACUUCAGCUGCAGCCUGUAUGACCUCAACAAGAGCGAUGGUCCAUCUUCACGGCACCGGAGCCUCAGCUGCGCCAGCUCGGUGACCAGCCACGCACACUCCCGUUGCUCAUCAACACAUGAACUUGCAACUGCGGCUGCUGCUGCUGCCCCGCCACCCAGCGUAAUCUCACUUGCAGGUCCGUGCGACAAGCCUGGCACUGUCAUUGCCCCGGAAGCAGCAGCUUACAGUACCGAAGACAUUUCAAGGGAACUGGAAGCCUGUUCCUAGGUCACCCGCACCGGAUGCUGAAAAUACAUGGCAUACAAGUCAGCUUGUUUGCUUUUCAUUUAAAUUUCACUUUUAAUUUACUUUUGAGAAUCGGGGCAGUAUUGCACAAUGAGGUCAGUGCGGUCAUUGCUGCAAGGGCCGCUCCUUAUGGCUUGGAGGAAUUGGAAGCAUGCUCCUGGACCACCUUUGAGGCAUUAUGAAGAAUGCUCAUCAAAUAUGUGUUUGCCUGUUUGCAUUCUUCUCGUCGAAAUUUUUUUUUCCCUUUUCAUCUGACAUUCACCAGGCUAUACUUUGAGUAGAUAUUUUAAUUUCGUCUAUUGAUGUUGACACGGCUGCAUGGCUGACUUAGUUUCUCCCUUUCUUUUUAUUAGUACAGGGGGAGUCGAUGACUGACUUUGAAAAUCCUUUCUUCCAUGCAAUGUACCGUGUACUGCCAUGACGUCUGAAACAAUCUCCAGGAAACUGGAUGGCUGCUCCGACCAGCGUUGGCUGUAAAAUAUUCUCGUUGCAUGCUCAUGUAAAUUGGCGUGUUUUUAUUGGUUUGUGUUUUUUAACUCUUUCAGAAUGCUCACAACCUUGUUUUUAUGUGGGCGGUUAAAUAUAAAACAGCAGUGUUUUAUUAUAAUACGCAGCAAUCUCCAAUGCAGCAAUGUACUUUGCUCACAGAAUGAAAACAUGGCAGGGAAACUAUUAAGUAAACACUUCGUAUGUGCAAUUACUCUACAGUGCCAUGUCAUGUCACUACGAGCCUGGUCACUAAAGGUGAUGCAUGUUCUGAUCAAAGUGUAUGAGCCAAAAUUAUGCCGAAGUCACAAGAACUGCAGAUGUUGGAAACGAAAGUAUGCACAUUAGUUAGGCCUAAAUUUACGUGGUUCAUUCCAUGAGCACUGUACAUAGAAUCAAAUAAUUUGACCAAACUGGGUUUCUAAAUUCAUUCUGUUCCUCCUUAACAUUGUUCAGAUCAAGUUGUGUUAAGUGUUCCUUUUGCUCUGAACAAAUGCUUGGUCAUGUAGCAGUGACAUUGCUUAGUCAGGUCUUCCUGCAGAGCUUUUAUAACUCUGACAAGACAGGGAAGUUCUUUGCAAGUGUCACGAAGUUUUGGAAGCAUUGUCAAGGAGAUACAAAUUUCGAGGGUGUAGAUAUUGGUGUACUUGAUAGAAGCGAAUUGGCAGCUUGCCUGCCAAGCAGCUAUGAUCAUUUGUUGCAUGCAUUUUUUACCAAGACAAGUUUGGCACACGAAUUUAUGCACAUUUCUAACUUUGUGCCCUGCUCUUGAGCACACGUAAAAAGGUACAACUAGAUCUCUGGUGCUUUUGUUCAAAUUCUAAUUGCAAAUUGAAAAAAAAAAAAUUCAUAUUUAGUUAAUACAAGAUUGUUCCCGGUGUCAUCCAUCACUGUUGUGUUUUGUAAAUUGAAUGCGCAUUGUCCCAAGUUGUACUACACAUAGGGCACAAGAGUGAUGAUGUCGCAAAUUUUAAUAUAAAUUUCAUAGCAGCAUUAUUGAAUUGCUAGCUGACCCACCGCCUGUCUGCUGCCAUUUUUGUUUUGUUUUGAUUACGUGCAGUUUGAAAAACUGGAAACCAAGCCAGAAAUUCCUUAACAUGUGUCUCAGAGUAGGCUUUCUUUCUGCAGAGUAAAACAACUAAGAGGUAAAAUGCGGACCAAUCUAGACAGUUCAUCACUGUAAUGGGUGCAGCAGUUGUUUUGAAAGCCCAGAAAGUUGGCUUAGUUGUGUCUUGCAUGUUUUCUAUGUAAGUGAGCAUAGGUGUUAGCCACGGUGACACGUGGCUAGCACCAUCGUAGGGGUGACAUGUGUCCAUUCCAGACUGAAGUCAACAGCAUCCAACAAGUCUUGGUAUUGUUGUAAGUCAAGGCAAACUUUUGAAAUUGCAUGCUUCUAUUUUUUAAAAGGUUCACAAAGAGAGAGAGUGACGAAAUAUUUGUCAUGACAAAAUAUAACCUAGCUAGUCGUUGAUGAGGUGCAAGAAGAUUUAUCUUGUGAUAAGCAUGGGCAAUUUAAGUUGAAGUGUGUACAUAUCAGACAGCAGCUUCUUUGACUGCAAUGAUUAUUUUUGCUAGAUGCGUAGCUGAAAACUAGCAUUUCCCGUCAUUCCAUUUUUGCUUCAUAACCACUUCAUGUGCAGCAUUCAGUUAACACUCCAGCAUUGUACUACAUCACAAGGUGCAACUGUUUGCGUCUCAAGUACUCGUCCCCGUUCUUUUAUAACAUGUGUGCUGAAGUUUUUUUGUGAAUCUAUUAUUAAUAUACAUUCCCACAUUUUGAUUUUGUGUGUGAUAAUAGUCACCUUGCAUAUAUUAUUUUAAAACCAAAUUUUAGCAUAACACGUGAGCAUGUGAAAAUAGCUUAGUUUUGGAAAACAAACUGUUUGCACUUUUUUGAUGUUGAACAUGUUGGCUGGUUAGGUAAGUCUUUAUUAUCUAGGUGCAGUUAGUCGCAUAAGCAUAUAAGAAGAGCUUGCCUUUGCCUCCUCUUUGUAGCAGUGCUCGGUUGCUUGAAAUGUACAUCUGAAUGCUUGGAAAGCUGAAGUCCAUGGAUAAUACAUCCCGAUUCAUGUGUGAUGUUUUUAGUGACAAAUUGAUGUAACAUUGAUAAUUGACCUUUGGUAAUAGUCAACUUUUUAAAGGCAGCCAUUUUUGUCGGCUUUUGCAACAAAAGCAGGAUACGACAGUUGCAUGCAAUUUCAGUCUGAAUUUUGAAGAUCUUAGUUGAAAAUGUUUUCUGUUCAAGUCUUAUUUUGGUGAAAUGUACCAUGCUUACUCGGUGGCUGCAUGGCUGAUGUGCCCCACCCCCAUUUCUUCGGUUUUCUGGUUUUUACGCUGUUUGAGACACACAUUGGAGCUGCUGUGGAUACUGAAGUACAAGAUUGUAAAUGCGGUGGGUAAUGGCACUUGGAAGCGUUGCUUGCUUUGAUGCUUGCAACUAGAGUUCUGUGUUUUUUGCCCGCUUGUUAUGGUCUACAUGGGAAAAGUAGAGGAGACUGUUUUACUGUAAGGAUUACCUAGCAUUGAGUUUGGGAGAGUCCCGUUGGAGACUUGUGUACAUAUGUACGUACCACAUGUAUUUAUUACUACAAAUAAACACUAUAUUGUCAGAGCCAA
Molecule: messenger RNA, 7099 nt
Organism: Dermacentor andersoni
Lineage: Eukaryota; Metazoa; Arthropoda; Arachnida; Ixodida; Ixodidae
Gene: Pask
Product: PAS domain containing serine/threonine kinase
Biological process (GO): intracellular signal transduction; protein phosphorylation; negative regulation of glycogen biosynthetic process
Cellular component (GO): nucleus; cytosol; cytoplasm
Molecular function (GO): ATP binding; protein serine/threonine kinase activity
Source: RefSeq, a predicted model, not a curated record